Molecule: messenger RNA, 1030 nt
Organism: Panicum hallii
Lineage: Eukaryota; Viridiplantae; Streptophyta; Magnoliopsida; Poales; Poaceae
Product: copper transporter 6-like
Exons: 1
Coding region: 304-867 (187 amino acids)
Biological process (GO): copper ion transmembrane transport; intracellular copper ion homeostasis
Cellular component (GO): plasma membrane
Molecular function (GO): copper ion transmembrane transporter activity
Source: RefSeq, a predicted model, not a curated record
UUGUUCGGUCACGAGACGGGCGCCGCCCGAGGCCAAACCCUGCUUCGCUGUUCGCCGUGCGCCCGCCCGCCUCGCGAUUCCCCUGACGUCAGCAAGUCCUCCCGCGCCCACGCUAUAUCGCGUCACGUACGCGCGCGCGUCCCGUUGCGUCCUCCGCCCGUGCCCAUCCAGUCUCGCUCUCGCUCUCGCCUCGUCCGGCCCAGCCCUUGCCGCUCGAUAGGAGCAGUCGGUUACGGAGAUCCGCUCGCUGGGUUGAGCGCCAACAAGUCCACCCAGGAUCCAGCACCGACGAAGAAGGGCGUCAUGGCCGCCGGCGGCGGCGACAGCGACAUGGGCCCGAUGGCGAUGGCGCCGCCGUCGCACGGGGCCGCUCACGCGCCGCCGGCGGGGGCGGGCAAGGCGGUAGCGCCGCCGGCGGGCCCGCACAUGUCCAUGAUGCACAUGACCUUCUUCUGGGGCGACCGCGCGGUGGUGCUGUUCCCGGGGUGGCCGGGCGCGCGCGGCGGGGGCGCCUACGCGCUCUGCCUCCUCUUCGUGCUCGCGCUCGCCGCGCUCACCGAGGCGCUCGCCGCGGCCUCGCGCUGCGUCGCGCGCCGCCGGGGCCGCGACGCUGGCGGUCGCGGUGGCGGCGUCCCGGCGUCCUCGGCCGCGCUGCUCACGGCGGCGCACGCCGCCAGGAUGGGGACGGCGUACCUGGUCAUGCUGGCCGUCAUGUCCUUCAACGGCGGCGUGCUGCUCGCCGCCGUGGCCGGGCACGCGCUCGGCUUCCUCCUCGCGCGCAGCAGGGUGCACCCGGGGAGCGGCGCCGCCGCCGACGCCGCCCGUGAGCGCGAGCUCGCCGCUGGCCCGGAUGGCUCCAAGGCCUAGACUACAGUGCAACUGCAGCUGGGUUAAAGAAAUGGCUGUCUCCUGUGUUCUUUUGCUGUAGGCAUCUGAAAAUUGUGAAAUCUGGAUACUCUUUCCAGGACUGAAAUGCCAUUGCUGCCAUCUCAUUGUCCUCUUGUGCUAUGGAUUAUGCUGAAACAUGUCA